UUUGAAAAUAAACUAAAGAACAACGCAAGCUUGCAUUUCUUUUAGACACAGUCGACUGUUUCUUUGUCGUAAUUCUGAAAGAGCGACUGGGUGGGUCGGAUAUACCAUUGCCAAAGCAUCGUCCACGACCAUGAAGGUUCUGUAAUAUCUUAAAAACCUUAUUUCUCCUAUUUGUCCAAAAACAUGUAUGUGAGUAAUCUUCAGUUAGAUGCCCACUUUUUCCUAACUUUCAACUCAAUCCGAACAUCGCCAAAUCUCGGAGUUUCAGUCUCCACAAACACAGGGAUAUCAGCUUCUCCAUCAGACAACACUGAGUCCAUCAAAAAACUAAGAGUUAAACGACCCCUUCAAACAUCUAAUGGAACCGUUAAGAAGUUCAAUAAUAUUUGUAAACAGGGUACAUGUUUGGAGCAAAACCCAGAUAGAGAACAGAGCAAAAACACAAGAGAUACUGACAAAAUUGCGAAAAAGAAGAGUUUAUGGGUUGGAUUGGAUGGAGUUAAUGGGAAUGGUUCAGCUGAUAGAGUGCACACCAAGUGUUCGACGAAAUGGGCAAAUUACGGUGGUUCCAUUCCUUCAAUUUUGCAAGCUUUAGAAACGAUUAAGGAGCUGGAUGAGGCUUUAAAACCGUGGGAGGAUACACUUAGUAACAAAGCAAGGAGCAUAAUUUUGAAGGAACAGUGUAGUUGGGAGAGAGCUUUGGAGAUUUUUGAGUGGUUUAAACGAAAAGGUUGUUACGAAUUGAAUGUGAUUCAUUAUAAUAUUAUUAUUCGGAUUCUUGGAAAAGCGAAGCAGUGGAAACAUCUUGAAUGUUUGUGCAGUGAAAUGAAGUUAAAACGUAUUUCGCCUAUCAAUUCGACUUAUGGUACAUUGAUUGAUGUUUAUAGCAAGGGUGGGUUUAAGGAUAAGGCACUUGCUUGGCUUCAUGAGAUGAAUGAACAAGGAAUGGAACCCGAUGAGGUAACAAUGGGGAGCAUUGUGCAAAUGUAUAAGAAAGUCGGGGAGUUUCAAAACGCUGAGCAGUUUUUUAAGAACUGGUCAUCGCGGGAGUCUUUGAAGUGCAAAAUGUCCAGUAAAGCGGAUGGUAAAGUAGUGGAUGAAUCGCAAAGUAGUCUUACGUUAAGCUCGCAGACAUACAACACAUUGAUAGACACGUAUGGUAAAGCCGGACAAAUUAAAGAAGCGUCUGAGGUUUUUGCAGAGAUGCUCAAAAAAAAGAUAGUGCCCACAACAGUGACUUUUAAUACAAUGAUUCACAUUUAUGGUAAUCAAGGGGAGUUCAAAAAAGUUGCUUUACUUAUCAAGAAGAUGGAAGAGCUUCGAUGCCCGCCUGAUACAAGGACAUAUAAUAUUCUUAUUUUCCUUCAUGCUAAGCACAAUGAUAUAAACAUGGCAGCAAACUACUUUAAAAGGAUGAAGAAAGAUCGGUUACAGCCCGACCUGGUGAGUUACCGUACCCUUCUGUAUGCAUUCUCAAUAAGGCAUAUGGUCAGUGAUGCAGAAGGUUUGGUUUCGGAGAUGGAUGAAAGGGGUUUAGAUAUCGAUGAGUAUACACAAUCAGCUUUGACAAGAAUGUACAUAGAAGCUGGGAUGCUUGAGAAGUCAUGGUUGUGGUUCAAGAGGUUUCAUCUCGCAGGAAAUAUGAGUUCUGAGUGUUACUCUGCCAAUAUUGACGCAUUUGGCGAGCGUGGCCAUAUUGCGGAAGCAACUAAAGUUUUCGCAUGUCGAUUGGAGCAUAACAAACUUAGUGUCCUUGAGUUCAAUGUGAUGAUAAAAGCAUAUGGUUUGCGAAAGAAUUACAAGAAAGCAUGCGAUUUAUUUGAUAGCAUGGAGAGUCAUGGUGUGGUUCCGGAUAAAUGCAGCUAUAGUUCGCUCAUACAAAUUUUGGCUAGUGCAGAUUUGGCGGAUAAAGCAAAAUUCUAUCUUGAGCAGAUGCAAGAGGCGGGACUGGUUAGCGAUUGUGUCCAGUACUGCACUGUGAUCUCAAGCUUUGUGAAAUUAGGUAAACUCGAAAUGGCCGAGGAGCUCUAUAAGGAGAUGAUUAGCUUUGAUGUGAAGCCAGAUGUUAUAGUUUACGGUGUAUUGAUAAAUGCGUUUGCCGAGAGUGGAAGUGUUAAGGAAGCUAUCUUCUACAUUGAUGAAAUGAAAAAGACGGGUUUGCCCGGUAAUACAGUCAUAUAUAACUCCUUGAUCAAGCUUUAUACAAAAGUUGGCUACUUGAGAGAAGCACAAGAGACAUACAAACUGGUUCAAUUAUCGGGUGUGGGCUCUGAAGCAUAUAGUUCAAACUGUAUGAUAGAUCUAUACUGUGAGCAAUCUAUGGUCAAACUAGCUGAAGAGAUUUUCGAGAGCAUGAAGAAGAAAGGCGAUGCAAAUGAGUUUACUUAUGCAAUGAUGUUAUGUAUGUACAAAAGACUUGGGAGAUUCGAAGAAGCGAUUAAGAUUGCAAAACAGAUGAGGGGAUUGGGACUCAUCACUGACUUGUUGAGCUACAAUAGUGUGCUUGGGCUGUACGCUUUGGACGGACGAUUCAAAGAAGCGGUGGGAACUUUCAAGGAAAUGGUAAGAGCUGGUAUGCAGCCUGAUGAAUUCACCUAUAGAUCUCUUGGCAUUGUUUUAGUGAAAUGUGGAAUAUCAAAGCAGGCCACUAGUAAGCUGGAAGCAACUACCAAGAAGGAUCCUCACAGUGGCUUGCAAUCAUGGCUUGCGGCCCUCUCUGCUGUAAUUGAUGUCGAUGAUGCCGAUGAAUCUUCCAUAGUUUGACGGUCUAGAUGUAAUAAUCUGUAAAUUCUGAAUACAUUUUGUAAUAUUUUAUACUAUAAUUGCCUGAUGAAUCGAUUUUGAUGAAAUAGAAAUCUGUACUCCAAAUCCUCAAUUGGGAGUGUUCAACUUC
This is a messenger RNA of Mercurialis annua (annual mercury), 2893 nucleotides long. Its product is annotated as pentatricopeptide repeat-containing protein At3g23020. The record is from RefSeq and is a predicted model, not a curated record. NCBI's taxonomy places the organism in Eukaryota, Viridiplantae, Streptophyta, Magnoliopsida, Malpighiales, Euphorbiaceae. Bases 184 to 2763 code for a protein of 859 amino acids. The transcript has a single exon. Gene Ontology annotation, molecular function: protein binding.